UGCGUGGCACUAAGCCCCCCCUCCAGCCUCUUCCCCCCAGCCACCCCCUGGUGCCCCCCCAGCACACCCACGGCAGGGGCCCAGUGUGUCAGGGCCCUCCCUCCCACCCCCGUGUCAGGGUUCACCCCCCUGCUGCUGAGUCACUGUGGGUGCAGCCCCCUGACCUCGGGUGCUGAGUCAUGGGUGGGAGCCGUCCCCCACCCACCCCACAAGGUGCUUUGGGGCGUGCUGAGCCUGUCCCUCCCCAGGGGAGCUUUCUCGGUCGUCCGGCGCUGCGUCAAGCUCUGUACUGGCCAUGAGUACGCUGCUAAGAUCAUCAACACCAAAAAGCUCUCAGCCAGAGACCACCAGAAGCUGGAGCGGGAGGCGCGUAUCUGCCGGCUGCUCAAGCACUCCAACAUCGUGCGGCUCCACGACAGCAUCUCUGAGGAGGGGUUUCAUUACCUCGUCUUUGACCUGGUGACGGGUGGAGAGCUCUUUGAGGACAUCGUGGCACGGGAGUACUACAGUGAGGCUGAUGCCAGCCCUUGCCCUCUGUUUUGCCUCCUACACCCAUCCUUGUCCCCAAAAUGCCCCUUUUAUCUUCCCAUCCCCCUGUCCUGCCUCUUUCUCCCACCCCUUUACCCCCAACCUGUCCCCACACCCUGACCGCCACCUCUUGCCUCCCACCCCUUUACCUCAUCCCACCCCACCAACCUGU
This is a messenger RNA of Parus major (Great Tit), 700 nucleotides long. RefSeq names its product serine/threonine-protein kinase BRSK1-like. Gene Ontology annotation, biological process: protein phosphorylation. Gene Ontology annotation, cellular component: cytoplasm; neuron projection. The annotation marks the transcript as partial. The transcript has 5 exons. Lineage: Eukaryota; Metazoa; Chordata; Aves; Passeriformes; Paridae. The record is from RefSeq and is a predicted model, not a curated record. Gene Ontology annotation, molecular function: calmodulin binding; ATP binding; calcium/calmodulin-dependent protein kinase activity.